This is a messenger RNA of Leptosomus discolor (cuckoo roller), 474 nucleotides long. The record is from RefSeq and is a predicted model, not a curated record. NCBI's taxonomy places the organism in Eukaryota, Metazoa, Chordata, Aves, Leptosomiformes, Leptosomidae.
AUGCGAGACCCUCAGCUGUACGCUGUGUUGGUCGGCAGCCAGCACCAGAUGGACAUGUAUGUAGUACCCUGGGGUGGUGCAUUUGGGUUUGCAUGUUAUGAGAGCAGAGGCUGGGGUCUCUCAGGGCUGACAUCUCUCUCUGAUUUCAGGAAUUGUCCUUCGCCUUUUAAAAGAAAGAAAGAAAAGCAAGGAACUAAUGUGAGACAUGAGAGCCAACAGCAUCAGCCUGGCAGGAAGGCUCCAACGUAUGAAGACGUCCCAGAGUUUCCUGUCUACGCCACCGUGAGUAAACCCAAGAGUGUGAAGCAGGAUGACAGCAUCCAUUACGCAGACAUCCAAGUGUUCACCAAGGUCCGGGAGCGCUCUGCAGCAGAGGUGAAGAACUUACAAAUGCAGAAUGCCACAGAGUAUGCCACCCUCAACUUCCCCCGGCCCAGACUGAAAUAUGACAGUAAGAAUGGGACUCUGGUAUAA